AUGACGGAGCCACUUUAUCAAGACGCAGCUCCUAAUCUCGACUUCCCACUCCGUACAAAAUACAACUGUUCUGCCCAGCCAGAAAUGUGUGACCCUAAAUGCCAGACCCUUAACGGGCACGCCGUGUCGGGAAUAGUGAUGGGCAUUCCACGGGGUGGCCGAAGGGAAUUCUUGGGGAGUCUUUCCGUGGGCGGCGGAGCAGUGCCACCCACUCCACGCCCCCAACAGUGCCACCCACUCCACGUCCCCAACAGUGCCACCCACUCCACGCCCCCAACAGUGCCACCCACUCCACGCCCCCAACAGUGCCACCCACUCCACGCCCCCAACAGUGCCACCCACUCCACGCCCCCAACAGUGCCACCCACUCCACGCCCCCAACAGUGCCACCCACUCCACGCCCCCAACAGUGCCACCCACACCACGCCCCCAACAGUGCCACCCACUCCACGCCCCAACAGUGCCACCCACUCCACGUCCCCAACAGUGCCACCCACUCCACGCCCCCAACAGUGCCACCCACUCCACGCCCCCAACAGUGCCACCCACUCCACGCCCCCCAACAGUGCCACCCACUCCACGCCCCCCAACAGUGCCACCCACUCCACGUCCCCAACAGUGCCACCCACUCCACGCCCCCAACAGUGCCACCCACUCCACGCCCCCAACAGUGACACCCACUCCACGCCCCCAACAGUGCCCUUCCCUCUCUUUGUGCUUCAUUUCAUACGUUGCAGAAAGCUCAUAGCGCGAGGCAGCCCGCAGGGAAUGGAGACUUGA
Procambarus clarkii (red swamp crayfish) is the source of this 780-nucleotide messenger RNA. NCBI's taxonomy places the organism in Eukaryota, Metazoa, Arthropoda, Malacostraca, Decapoda, Cambaridae. The record is from RefSeq and is a predicted model, not a curated record.